Messenger RNA from Belonocnema kinseyi, 960 nucleotides. RefSeq names its product complex III assembly factor LYRM7-like. Gene Ontology annotation, biological process: mitochondrial respiratory chain complex III assembly. The coding region runs from base 248 to 613 and encodes 121 amino acids. The record is from RefSeq and is a predicted model, not a curated record. The transcript has 5 exons. NCBI's taxonomy places the organism in Eukaryota, Metazoa, Arthropoda, Insecta, Hymenoptera, Cynipidae.
ACCCAGAAAAGUGAAACAUACAUAUUUGACAUAUGUACACAACCAACACAACUGUCCGCAGAAAGAAUUGUAGUGAAUUUAAUUCAUUUUUUCAUAUUUUCAUUAUUUAUCCAUUAUUUUAUAGGAAUGUUUCAUGAAAAAGUAUUGAGAAUCGUAUGAUUUAAAAAGAAUUGAGUUUAGUGUUUAUUUCGGAAUAGUGAAAGUGCAGGAUUUUAUACUUUAACAGUUGUAGGAAAAUAAAGUAAAAAUGAGUGGAAGUCUACGCACUGAGGUACUAAAAACAUUUAAGACGCUACAUAGGACUCGAUUGACGACUUUUAAAAAUGAUGAAAAAGCUUUGCAAGUUAUAAGGAAAAAAAUAAACGAUGAGUAUAGAAAAAACAUGACUGUAGCUGACAGAGAAAUUAUUCUAGAGUUAAAUAAAUGUGCGAAGGCUAUUGAAGAAGAAGUUAGAACGAAGAUAAUACAAGCGGUCGAAACAGAGCCCGGGAAAUUUGAGGCUCGAAUACGUGAGGAGAAUUUAGUUGACAAUGCUGCGAUUCCUAGUCCAAGUGCAUUUUGUUGUGAUUUGUCUACAAAGGAAUGUGUUGUACCUCCAAAAAAAAAUCGAUAAAUCUAGGUAUAUAAAAUAUUUGUAUAGAUAUUUUUAAAUUCAUUCGCAGUAUAAAGUAUAUUAUCUGAAUGAUAGAACUUAGUUUAUUUAAAAUAUAUUUCUUUAAAAUUGAAACGGGAUUUUUUUUAGAUUUGUCAAUCGGAUUCUUUAUUUUAUUUUUUACAAUUUAUACAGUUCUUCCAUCAAUUCAGAAAGAUAUUUACAAUAUUACGAAUUUAUUUAUUUUUAUGCUAAACUGUACAUUGAUGGACAAGUUGAUUCUUUGUGUCAGUAAAUUUCUAAUCGUCCGUGUCUUCUACGACACCUUCCAAUCUCAUUCUGAAAGAAUAAAACAUUUUUUUAAAUUA